This is a messenger RNA of Linepithema humile (Argentine ant), 3656 nucleotides long. Its product is annotated as beta-1,4-glucuronyltransferase 1. NCBI's taxonomy places the organism in Eukaryota, Metazoa, Arthropoda, Insecta, Hymenoptera, Formicidae. Gene Ontology annotation, biological process: protein O-linked glycosylation via mannose. The record is from RefSeq and is a predicted model, not a curated record. Gene Ontology annotation, cellular component: Golgi apparatus. Gene Ontology annotation, molecular function: glucuronosyltransferase activity.
AAUAAAGCCGCCGACACGCCGUUGAGUUGCACGCACCGCAAGCGAGAGAGAGGCCGCCGCCGACCGAUAACUCGCGCCCGAGAGGCCCCGGAUCCGUAAAUAAACGCACGAGUCUUCCUCCUUUUUUCCCCUUUGAACGUGUCGCACGCGGCGGGAAAGACUCUCGCGGGCGUGGUCGCGCGUGGUCCGCCGUGCGAGCCGAUCGGGCGAGCGGUCAGCUCGCGGCGCGCGACGUCAUCGGCGUCGUCCGUUGGGACGUGCCACGUCGAUGGUACCACCGGCGGCGGCGGAUGUACGGUGAGCGUCAAUCCGGGUCGGCCGACUACGCCAUCAGGCUGCCGCCAAGCGGGGAGGAAGUCUGUCUCGCGUGUCAGCACACAUCAAUGGUUCAGCUGGGAUGCCGACCAUGGAAUCUCAGUCUGACGAGCGUGAUCAUCCUGGCACUGUCGAACAUGCUGCUGACGUUUCUGCUACUGCAAUCGGAGACCUGCGCGCCGGAGGCGAUCCCGCGAGAGGUGGAGGUGAGCGCGGUCACCGAGUGGAAUCUCGGCUCCCUCGUCAAGCAGGAGCAGCAAUCGGAAUGCGUCACGCAGGAUUAUCAGCCAACGUCACCUGAUACUAACAGUCUCAAGCUGGACAUCAAGCUCGGCAGAUGGGAUGCCCGGCGGAUAUUCCGCACCUUUGACUCGGUUCUGGUCGGCAGCAGGUUCACAGAGCUGUCGCAGACGUACCGAGUGUGUCUGGCCACGCAGAGCUCCGUGGAGAAGCUGCAUUCCCUAGUGCAGGUCGCGCUGCACUGGACCGGACCAAUGUCCGUGGCGUUGUACGCCGCCGGCGAUGAGGAGUUCGAGGUUAUGCAGCGUUACUUGGUGUACCUGAGGAGAUGUUACGAGUCCAUCAGGGAGAGAGUGAUCUUUUCUGUGGCCGUGCCGAAGAUGCGUCCGCCCAAGAAGCAGCCGCGCGCCUUCGAGCUGCCGGACUUUGUCGAUUGUGCCAAACCGGAAGCCACCCUGAACGAGCUCGCGAGUCGCAUACCCAGCGAGCAGACCCAUUGGCGGAUACGGAACGUCUAUCCGCAGAACCACAUGCGAAACUUGGCGCGCAAGAACUGCCAGACGGACUACGUGUUCCUGACGGACGUCGACAUCGUACCGAGUUUCAAUCUGACGACCGCACUCGACGAAUUUCUCAGGAGCGAUAACUGUGAUAAAUGCGCCUACGUUAUACCCACGUAUGAGUUGGACACGCGCGUGAAGUUUCCCCAGAACAAGACGGAGUUGAUUAGACUUGCGAGGAAGGGCUUGGCCAGGCCCUUCCACCAGAAGGUCUUUAUACACAAUCAAUUCGCCACGAACUUUACGAGGUGGCUCCAGGACGUGUCGGUGAACCAUAAAUAUCAUGAAAACGUGAAGACCGGCAAGGUCUACGUUAGCCACGACGUGACGAAUUUCGAAUUCCUUUACGAGCCUUUUUACGUGGCGAAGGAUAUCGCUCCGUCUCACGAUGAGCGGUUUAUGGGAUACGGAUAUACGAGGAAUACUCAGGUUUACGAGAUGUACGUGACGGGUUAUCAGUUCAAGGUGCUAUCGCCCGUAUUUACGGUCCACUGGGGACUGCAGACCAGGAAGAGCAGACCCGCCUGGCGCGAGCGUCAAAACAGUGCCAACAGGAAGCAAUUUGAGACGUUUAAGAAGGAAGUGUUCGCUCGUUAUAUGCGGGAUCCGUUAAAAAUGAUGAAAAACACUAACUGACGAAAGGCUCGUCGAGGAUCUCGUUGAUUCGAGAGUCCUUCGUCCUCGUUUACGUUCGUCCUUAGACUCGACAUCGAGGAACCAAAAGUAGAAUUAGAUCUCUGCCCGUUGUCGAUUCUCACCACGUAAUGUAGUUGAUAGAGUCCAAGUGUUUCACGUGUUCAACAAGUCAACGAAGAAUAAUAUUCAUUUUUUACAUUUUGUUACUAUUUUAUUACUAUUUUGUAGCGACACAAGUAUCUUACAGAUAUUACAGACCUUUAAAAAAAUGUUUUUCUCUAUCAACUUCAUUUAAACCGUGUGCAAUAAUAUCGGUGCUCAAUUGUCCACUAUAGACCAAGCCAUUCUCGGAUCUCUAUACGUACGUUUACGUAAAAUGGGCAGAAUUUUUAACGAAGGAUAACCGACCUUAUUCUUCGAAUGGGAACAAUGAUAAACUGUAUUAAGCGCAGCGAUGGAGUGCUCCAGUAUGCUCGGGAGAACAGAUGCCAGAUCGAGUAACCGCGAUCGGCCGGAUUCGCGCUACUUAUCGAACCUUCCGGUUCAUCGAUUCCGUUAGGCGGAACCAACCGCGGGGGCUCUUGUUACUUCCACUCACGAUUCCCCAAAGUCAUCAGAAACCGCCAUGCGGGAUCGCGGAAUAAAUAUCUUCUCGUGAGUUUCGCGGCACGUACUCGCGCGCGAGCAGCGGGAAAACGAGGGCGGGAGAUCUUAAGUGAGCGUACCUCGUUAGCUGCCUGAGGCUUAAGAGGAUGGGCGUUUAAAUCCAAAAUCGAUACUCCGCUUGACACCGGCGUAGCGUUUCGAAAACGCAAAAUAACAAAUGGCAUAAACAAUCGCCUUGCCGUAUUAUUCUAUCGGCUGCGUAGAAGGAAAAUUCGAAUUGAUAUACAAGAUAAUGCUUCGAAUCGCAGUUUUCUCGCAAUAAAUUUCUUUCAUUGAUAGAAUUUUUUGUGAUUUAUACGGUGAAGCAGAUUUUUUCUAAUAAAAGAAUCGUGGCAAUAAUUAUUUUUAGUUAUAGAAAUGUUGACAAUCUAUGCAAUUUUAUGGAUUUUAUGAAGUUUAACGCGAAAGUAGACAAUAAAAAAUUUCAAGCUUUACUUUGGCAGAAUCUUAAUUCAUGGCCUAAUUAGGCUAAAUAUUUGCCCAAUUGACAAGUCGGCUGUAAAUUAUCGAAAAAGUUCGCGAAUAAAGAAAGAAACGUGGGAUGUAUAGUUACAUGGAUGAUAGCAAUAUGCGAGAGAAUGAAAAAUGUUGCAUCGUUGAAACAUCGUGCUCUGCGAGUCGCGGGAUCGACAACAACCUUUACGUAAUAUUCUACGGCGUAAUGUACCCGUUUCGUUUAAUCAAGUCGCUUGAGAAGAGAUGCGCGUUAUGUCUCUACGUUAAUAUCGUCGUUUGCUUUGCGUUACAAAUUUACAGGAUUAAUUAUGUGGGGGCGAGGUGUUUCUCGACGUUUACAGACCCAUUUGCGCGUAUAUGGCCUCCAUUUGCUCGCGUGCUGUAUAAGCUCGACAGCGACAACGAUUGCUCAAUGAAUAUCGUCACCGGUAACGUUUCAUCCGAUUAACCCUUAGAUAACGCGUUCUAAUUUUUUCUUUUAACUGGCAUGGUGCGAUCUCUUGGGUUUCUUUGUGGAUCUUUUAUUAUAAAUGACGAAGCAUUUCAUCAAACAAAAUUUGCAUUCCAUCACUCUUAUGCUCAAGAAAGGUUAUUAGAAAGAUGAGCAAUAAAAAAAUUAUCAGAUUUCUACUUUAUUCCGCGGAUAAAAGUGCGACGACUGCUACCAGUGUCAGUUAAAAGUUAAAAAACGUAAACGUUUAAUUUAAGGCACAGAGUUAUCUUUAUAUUGUAAUAUUUUUACUGAUAGAUGUGUAAUAUAGAAUAGGCGGUGUUGUGAAAUAA